UCACACAGUAUAGUCCAGGAGAAAACCCGGCUCCCUCCUGUGUGUGUUUCCUACAGAUGGAUCCAGUCAUGGGAACCCACCAGAGAGAUGUCCCCGUCCUCUGUAUUCCCGGGAUUCCACACAGGAAGGUCACACCAUCCCUCACCAUCAUCAGAGUGGAAACCUGAGAGAUCCUAAAGUUGAGGUUAAAGAAGAGAUAAAAGAGGAGGAGGAUGAGGAUGGGAGGAUGGAGGAGUCAGAGCUUCUAAAAGAACACAAAGAUUUGUACCAGGACACCAUGGUGGAGUCAUCCAGCUACAGGAACCCACCAGAGAGAUGUCCCCGUCCUCUGUAUUCCCGGGAUUCCACACAGGAAGGUCACACCAUCCCUCACCAUCAUCAGAGUGGAAUCCUCGGGGAUGAUAAUAUUGAUGUUAAAGAAGAGUAUAAAGAGGAGGAUGAGGAGUAUGGAGUGAUGGAGGAGUUUUCAGAAGGACACAAGGAUAUGAUGGAGCCACCUAAUACCAGGAACCCACCAGAGAGAUGUCCCCGUCCUCUGUAUUCCCGGGAUUCAACACAGGAAGGUCACACCAUCCCUCACCAUUACAAGGGUGAAGAUCUGAUAGAUAUAAAAGUUGAGGUGAAAGCAGAAGAAGAAGAGGCGUAUGUGAGGGAUGAUCAGCAGUCUAUGGAGGAGGAUGGAAUAACGGGGACAUUUAUAGAGGAGGACACUCCUACAGAGAUCAGCACAGUCCAUGGCCAGGAGAUGAGGAAAACCUCCGAGGAUCGUCUCACUUUGUCUCCAGACUGGAAAGUAGAAGAUGAGGACAUCACACAGUAUAGUCCAGGAGAAAACCCGGCUCCCUCCAAUGUUCAU
Molecule: messenger RNA, 856 nt
Organism: Staurois parvus
Lineage: Eukaryota; Metazoa; Chordata; Amphibia; Anura; Ranidae
Source: the annotation of a GenBank genome assembly